This is a messenger RNA of Meloidogyne enterolobii, 641 nucleotides long. The record is from the annotation of a GenBank genome assembly. Lineage: Eukaryota; Metazoa; Nematoda; Chromadorea; Rhabditida; Meloidogynidae.
UGCGAUGUUGGCGAUAUUGGAUAUGAUGCUGGUGAGCGCGCUAUUGGGGAAAGCAGCCAGCCUGGAAUUGAAAGUCAUACAGAACAUUCUGAAGCCGAAGGUCAUUCUGAACAAAUAGGAGGUUAUGGAGAGGGAGAUGUAGGGGAAAGUAGUCAUAAUAUUGAAGGCGAAGUUAGUCAAACUCCCCAUUCGCAAACUGGAGAUUAUGAAAGUGAUCAAGGAAGCCAUCAUGAAGGGAUUGAAGAAAUGCCCAGUAGUCAUCAUGGAAGUGGAAGUAAUGUUGGCAGCCAUACAAGUCAUCGUGGAAGUCGGAGCGAUGUUGGCAGCCACAUAAGUCAUCAUGCUAGUGGAAGUUCUAGCGGUAGAAGCAGCCAAGGAAAUGGAAAGAGUGGUCUCUUUUCUUGCUUCGGUUUUGACUGCUUUCGUGGCAAGAAUGGGAAAUCUUGAGGAAGGAUGACAAGAUUUUUAAUGAAAUUUUCAAUCUUAGUUUAGUUUAUUUGGUUGUUAAUGGGAUAUUUUUAUUUAAAGAAAUUCAAGUUUAUUUUAGAAAUUUUAGCCAUUUCGUUGGACAUUCGUAGAAAUUUUAAAUUUUUUUUAAGAAAUUUUAUUUUUGCUAAUUUUUGGUUAUUAAAAUUAAUUUU